This is a messenger RNA of Aureobasidium musti, 1188 nucleotides long. The record is from the annotation of a GenBank genome assembly. Lineage: Eukaryota; Fungi; Ascomycota; Dothideomycetes; Dothideales; Saccotheciaceae.
AUGGAGUCAGCAACUACAACAUCCACAGGCGCACAGCCGCCCGUCACAAUCGUCUGCGUCGGCAUGGCAGGAAGCGGCAAAACCACCUUUAUGCAACGCAUCAACUCACACCUCCACUCCAAACAAACACCACCCUACGUCCUCAAUCUGGAUCCCGCAGUGCGCAAAGUGCCCUUCGACUCCAACAUCGACAUCCGCGACAGCGUCAACUACCGCGAAGUCAUGAAGCAAUACAACCUCGGCCCCAACGGCGGCAUCCUCACAUCUCUGAACCUGUUUGCUACAAAAAUAGACCAAGUGCUGGGCAUCCUGGAANAGCGCUGUUUGCCAGACCUGCAAAAGAGGNGGGAGCAACACAAAGUGCCGGGGCAUGUGUUGGUGGAUACUCCAGGCCAGAUUGAAGUGUUUGUGUGGAGUGCCAGUGGAAGCAUCUUGCUCUCUUCCCUGGCUUCUUCUUUUCCUACGGUACUGGCUUAUGUGAUUGAUACCCCGCGCACCACUGCCUCCACUUCCACCUUCAUGUCCAACAUGCUCUACGCCAUUUCCAUCAUGUACAAAACCCGCCUUCCCAUGAUCCUCGUCUUCAACAAAAACGACGUCAAAUCAGAAGAAGAAGCCAUAGACUGGAUGCGCGAUUUCGAAAGCUUCCAAGCCGCUCUCCGUCGUGAAGAAGACGAGGAAGCAGAGUCGGGCAUGGGAGGUUCUGGGUACAUGGGUUCCUUGCUCAACAGCAUGAGUCUGGUGCUCGAAGAGUUUUACAACAAUCUGAGUGUGGUGGGUGUGAGCAGUAUGACUGGUGCCGGCAUAGACGCUUUCUUCGAAGCCGUGGAAGAGAAACGCNGACGAGUUCAACAAAGACUACAAAGCCGAUCUGGACCGUCGUCGCGACCAACGCGAAAAGGAAAAGAAGCGAACCGCGAAAAGGAAGUUGCGCGGAUGAUGAAGGAUAUGAGGGUGGGAGGAAACAAGUCAAAAACACCCAAACCAGAGCCCGAAACCGUCUCGGAAGCCGAAGAAGAAGAAGAAGAUGAAGGAGGUUUGGUGGACAGAGACGAAGACGAAGACAUCAGUCAAGAAGGCCUGCAACAGCGAUACCAACAAGCCUUGGCUGCAGGCAACNACCCCAUGUCCAACGAAGACUUGAGUUUUGCAAAGUAUGUUCAAGCUGCCGGUAUGCAGAAGAAGUGA